CUCACAUACACACACACAAACACUCACUCACUCACCAUAAACACUUCACAGAUGAGGAGCAGCAAGUGGUGUCACAUAAGGACUGCUUCAGUAGCUGAGGUGCCAGCAGCAGCAGCAGCAGUGUGUGUCUCUGCGGAUUAAUCUCCUCAAACAGCCUCCUCACACACACACACACACACACACACACACACACACACACACACACACACACACACACACACACACACACACACACAGCUGAUAUGUCUAUGAUGGAGGCCAAAGCGUCUUUAUAUGUCAGCGCGCUGCAAGGGCUGGGUGCCAGUGUGGGUGGGUGUGUCCUGUCGGCGGUGAGGCUCCUCCCCUCUGCUAGAUGGAUGGGUGCGGGCGUCACGGCAACCAGGAUGCUCCAGAGGCUGGCAGUACUGCAGUACUUCCUCUCCUUCCUCUUCAUGGGUCCGGUGUGUAUGGUGCUGCUGGUGUAUCUGCUCUACACGCCGUGCUGGUGGCUGACUGCUCUCUAUUGCCUCUGGCUGCUACUGGACUGGGAGUCACAUAAACAAGCUGGCCGGAGGUUUGAGUGUGUGAGGAACUGGCAGGCGUGGACUUACAUGAGAGAUUACUUCCCUAUACGCCUGGUGAAGACGUGUGCUCUCUCGCCAGAUAAGAACUACAUCUUCGGUUACCACCCCCAUGGCAUCUUCUGUUUUGGAGCGUUCUGCAACUUCGGCACGGAGGCCAAUGGCUUCUCCAGGAAGUUUCCCGGAAUAACGCCGUACGUCGCCACACUCUCCGGAAACUUCCUCCUGCCCAUCGCACGGGACUACAUCAUGAGUGCAGGUGUGUGUCCAGUGACCCAUGACACGCUGGACUUCCUGUUGUCUAGUAACGGUGUCGGCGUUGCCGUGGUAAUAGCGGUGGGCGGAGCCGCGGAGGCUCUCAGCACCUCACCAGGAAGCUACAGGGUUACCCUGAGAAACCGCAAGGGCUUCAUACGCAAGGCCAUCAAGCACGGGGCGGCGCUAGUGCCGACGUUCUCGUUUGGCGAGAGCGAUACGUACAGCCAGGUGGAGCUUGCGGAGGACUCGUGGGGGCGGCGGCUGCAGACGAGGCUUCAGAAGAUACUGGGAUUCGCCAUCUGCCUCAUAAAGGGGUGUGGCCUAUUCUCACCCGACUCCUGGGGAAUCAUGCCCUAUGCCAGGCCCAUCACCACCGUAGUUGGUGAGCCGAUCACUGUCCCCCAGAUGUCUGAGCCGAGCCCUGAGGUCGUGGAUCGCUACCACACACUGUACAUGGAGGAGUUACAGAGGCUCUUCGACCGCGAGAAGACACGACACGGACUCAAGCACACAGAUACACUGCUUAUACAAUAGACACACACACACACACACACACACACACACACACACACACACACACACACACACACACACACACACACACACACACACACACACACACACACACACACACACACACACACACACGCUACCACACAGUCUACAAGGAGGAACUACAGAAACAACCGCGAGAAGACACGACAUGGACUCAAGCACACAGACACACUACACAAUACGCACACACACACACUACACAAUACGCACACACACACACACACACACACACACACA
This is a messenger RNA of Engraulis encrasicolus (European anchovy), 1610 nucleotides long. Its product is annotated as diacylglycerol O-acyltransferase 2-like. Gene Ontology annotation, cellular component: endoplasmic reticulum membrane. Gene Ontology annotation, biological process: triglyceride biosynthetic process. Gene Ontology annotation, molecular function: diacylglycerol O-acyltransferase activity. The coding region runs from base 243 to 1352 and encodes 369 amino acids. The record is from RefSeq and is a predicted model, not a curated record. The transcript is spliced from 9 exons. Lineage: Eukaryota; Metazoa; Chordata; Actinopteri; Clupeiformes; Engraulidae.